Messenger RNA from Micromonas pusilla CCMP1545, 822 nucleotides. RefSeq lists its product as uncharacterized. The record is from RefSeq and is a predicted model, not a curated record. Lineage: Eukaryota; Viridiplantae; Chlorophyta; Mamiellophyceae; Mamiellales; Mamiellaceae. The transcript has 3 exons. The coding region runs from base 1 to 822 and encodes 273 amino acids.
AUGGGCAUCCACCCGACCUCCGCGAUCGCGGCGGUCGGCGGCGGGCUCCUCAUGGGGAUCCUGCACGUCGUCACCGGCGCGGACCACAUCGCCGCGGUCGCGACGUUGUCGUGCGGGAACCAACCGACGCGCGCGUUCUGGCUCGGCGUGCGGUGGGGCUGCGGGCACGGCGUCGGCCUGCUCGCGGUGUUCGGGAUCAUCCUCGCGGUGGAUAAGGAGAACGACGAAGCGCUGCGGGGGAAGCUGCAGACCGUCGCGGGCGUCGUCGUCGGGAGUUUGAUGCUCGGGCUGGGGCUCUACGGCAUCGGCGUGGGGGGUGGGAUUCACCGCACCGCGUCGGAGUACCGCGACCUCGCGGGCGAGCGCGCGUCGCUGUUGGCGUCCGCGCGGUUGCGAUCGACGGCGAACGCCCCGGCGCGGGCGACGGCGACGCCGAGAGACGAAGAGAGAGGGUCCGCGGACGGCGCCGGCGACAGCGCUAAAAAGUACGACCCGCUGACGCGGACCGCGCUCGCGGUGACUGUCGGCGUCGUCCACGGCGCCGCGGGCCCCGGCGCCGUCCUCGGCGUCCUCCCCGCGGUGUCGCUGCGGGACCCGGCGCUCGCGUGCGGGUACUUUGGGGGUUUUCUCGCGAGCACCGUGUGCACGAUGGGCGCGUUCGCGGCGUUGUACGGGAAGCUUACGAAAGCGCUGGGGGACGCGUACGGGGACGCGCUGAGGCGGCGUCUGAUGUUGUUCUCCUCGUUGUGUUGCGCGGUGGUCGGCGUCGUGUGGAUCGCGCUGAGUUUGAGCGGCGUGAAUUUCGACGCGUUCGGGACGUGA